This is a messenger RNA of Eurytemora carolleeae, 2331 nucleotides long. RefSeq lists its product as uncharacterized. The transcript is spliced from 17 exons. Lineage: Eukaryota; Metazoa; Arthropoda; Copepoda; Calanoida; Temoridae. The record is from RefSeq and is a predicted model, not a curated record. Bases 50 to 1102 code for a protein of 350 amino acids.
UAAAAUAAAAAAUAUAAAAAGAAAUGACUUUAAUUCUUGUCAAGGUAAAAUGCUUCGUUCAGCACAGCAACAGAAAUUGAUCAAGGUUGCACUGAUAUUUUUUAUCCUCUCUGUUCUAUACUUUUGCCUAAAAAUCAAAACAAAAGUACCAGUAUUGGACACUCUUAUACCAGAAUCAGAUCUUCAACAAUUACCAGAAUCAGAUCUUCAACAAUUACCAGAAUCAAAUCAACAACAUAUUCCCAAAAACAAUUCAGUUCAGAAAUUAGUAGUCAAUGAAAUACGAGGAGAAGAUUUACCCGAAAUAAAACCUUUCGCCUGUGUUAGAAGUGGGCCCUUCCCUCCUAACGACUUGACCUUGAUGAUGUGCAUUAAAGAGCUAAAAGUAGACGAGUUUAUCUCCAAGCCGAUAUUUGAGACAGGUGUGUUUGAGAGACCAGAGGUUGAGCUGAUUCUGAAACUGAUAAAAAACUACCCUGAUGGAACCUUGUUAGAUAUUGGAUCUAAUAUUGGAGUAUUUAGCGUAACUGCUGCAGCAACGAACUACAGGGUUGUUUCAGUUGAUCCUUUCAAAACAAACCUAGCAUACACAAGAAUGAGUACAGUACUGCAGGGUACACAGGACAAUGUUCGGUACAUUGCUAACACAGUCAGUGAUAAGAAAUAUACUCUGUAUCCUUGGUAUCGAUAUCCAAAUAACGAAGGUGGAAUAACUUUCUUAACAGAAGAAGAAACGAAAAAUAAACCAAACCUGAAUAUUGGAGAAGGUGUUGAAUCUGUAAAGUUUGUGGAUCUACUAGAUGCUGUUCAUACUCAAACUGUCGUUGUUAAAAUAGAUAUUGAAGGACACGAAUGCAGGACGUUUAUACAGUAUUUGAACGAACCCAAAAAGACGAAGAAGUUUGUUCCUUACAUAUUAAUGGAAUGGGUUCAUAUCACUCACAAUAGAGACAAUAUGUGUCCUAAUAUACAAAUACUCAUUCAGGGAUUUCUUGACGGUGGAUAUUUCCCAGUAGAUCUUGAUUCACUUAAACGUCUCAGGAUAGAAAAUGAAAAGUCUUGGUACAAUGUACUCUGGGUUCAUCAGGACGCAAUUCUAUGAUUUCUGGAUUAGCUAGUAUAGUUCCCUGUAUCCCUGUAUCCCUGUAUCUAGACAUAGUUCUAUGGUCCUGGUUUAGCUCUCAUAGAUCCCUUUAUCACUGUAUCAAGACAUAGUUAUAUGGUUCCUGGUUUAGCUCCCAUAGAUCCCUUUAUCACUGUAUCAAGACAUAGUUAAAUGGUCCUGGUUUAGCUCCCAUAGAUCCCUUUAUCCCUGUAUCAAGACAUAGUUAUAUGGUCCUGGUUUAGCUCCCAUAGAUCCCUUUAUCCCUGUAUCAAGACAUAGUUAUAUGGUCCUGGUUUAGCUCCCAUAGAUCCCUUUAUCCCUGUAUCAAGACAUAGUUAUAUGUUUCCUGGUUUAGCUCCCAUAGAUCCCUUUAUCACUGUAUCAAGACAUAGUUAAAUGGUUCCAGGUUUAGCUUCCAUAGAUCCCUGUAUCUCUGUAUGAAUACAUAUUUUUAUGAUUCUCUGUAUCAAGACAUAGUUCUAUGAUUCCUGGUUUAGUCACCAUAGUUCCCAGUAUCCCUUUCCAUAGUUUCCUGCAUACCUGUAUCCCUGAGGUGAGGGAACAGGCAAACCACACCAUUUUUUCGUCCGCACCACAAAUGAAGUCACAAUUUACCAUUAUUUUUUCUGACCACACCUUUUUCCAAAUGUAUUUUUUAUGUCCUAUAACACAUUUUCAAAUUUAGACAACGUCAUGUUAUUCGAUAGGAUUUGAUUUUGUUCAAAAUGCAUUUUGCUUGAAAAAUAAAACGAUAUAUAGCUUAAUUUAGCACAAAACAAAAAAUACAUAUUUUUCUGUUAUUUUCUUAUUUUCCUCCUAAACUGCAAUUUUUAGGUGAUAGUCGCUGGGAUUUUUAGAAUCUACAAAUAGAAUCAACAAAUUUUUGGUAAGGAGCAUAGCAAGUGGGUUUGAUAAUGUCCAUGAAUUGUUUUAUGCCUAUUGUACCUUCAUAAGAUGUGUUUAAAAAAAAUAUAUUUUAAACCAUUAUAAACAACAUUGCGUGGCUUAAAAUACGAAUGAAUUAAAGUAAAGUUCUUUAAGAAAGAGUGUAAGGAAUGCCGGACGAAAAAAGGUAUGAUCGGACGAAAUAAUGGUAAAUUGUGACGUCAUAUGUGGUUGGGAAAAAAGGUGUGGUGUGCCUUCCCUCCCUCCUCUGAGUCUGUGAUUUAUUGUUCAAUGUUUAACUAUAUAUAACGUACCCGUUUGCAAAUGUAAAAUAUUAUGAU